Messenger RNA from Microtus ochrogaster (prairie vole), 1650 nucleotides. RefSeq names its product SRP receptor subunit beta (gene Srprb). Gene Ontology annotation, molecular function: GTP binding; GTPase activity. The record is from RefSeq and is a predicted model, not a curated record. Gene Ontology annotation, cellular component: Golgi apparatus. NCBI's taxonomy places the organism in Eukaryota, Metazoa, Chordata, Mammalia, Rodentia, Cricetidae. Gene Ontology annotation, biological process: Golgi to plasma membrane protein transport; protein localization to Golgi apparatus; intracellular protein transport.
GUCUAGAGCCACGUCGCUUAGGCAGCCCGGGAAGACUACGGACCUACCCUCAUGGCUUCCGUAGACACCCGGCGUGUUGGGGACAGCGCCGGGGGCGCCUUCCAGCCUUACCUCGAUUCCUUGCGGCAGGAGCUGCAGCAGAGGGAUCCGACGCUGCUGUCCGUGGCGGUGGCUCUGUUCGCAGUCCUGCUGACGCUGGUUUUCUGGAAGUUCAUCUGGAGCAGAAAGAGCAGUCAGAGAGCUGUUCUCUUCGUUGGGCUUUGUGACUCGGGGAAAACGUUGCUGUUUGUCAGGUUGCUAACUGGCCACUACAGAGACACACAGACUUCGAUUACAGACAGUUCUGCUGCAUACAAAGUCAACAAUAACAGGGGCAAUAGCCUGACUUUGAUUGACCUCCCUGGGCACGAGAGCUUGAGGCUUCAGUUCUUAGAUCGCUUUAAGUCUUCAGCCAGGGCUGUGGUGUUCGUGGUGGACAGUGCAGCGUUCCAGCGGGAGGUGAAAGAUGUGGCCGAGUUUCUCUAUCAGGUCCUCAUUGACAGCAUGGGACUGAAGAAUGCACCAUCCUUUUUAAUAGCCUGCAAUAAGCAAGAUAUCGCAAUGGCAAAAUCAGCGAAGUUAAUUCAGCAGCAGCUUGAAAAGGAACUCAACACCUUACGAGUCACCCGCUCUGCUGCUCCCAGCACACUGGACAGUUCCAGUACUGCACCUGUUCAGCUGGGAAAGAAAGGCAAAGAAUUCGAAUUCUCCCAGUUGCCCCUCAAGGUGGAGUUCUUGGAGUGUAGUGCCAAGGGUGGACGAGGGGAUGCCGACACCGCCGACAUCCAGGACUUGGAGAAGUGGCUGGCCAAGAUCGCCUGAGGGGCAGCCCUGGCUGCAAGCCUUGGGCAUCUGUGACUGACAAGCAGUUUGGGAAAGGGCUGUGGUGGUGUGGAGCUGAAGAGGGAACAUGGCCUGUGUCUGCAGCAUCUCCGUGUUCUAGAAACAAUUGUUGCAGCUCAAGAGCAUUGUCCCUCCCUCUAGCUCCUUUCUCAACUAGUCCUUUUUAUCUAAUUCUCCUGUUCUCCCUCUUGGUAGGUGUAGCAUUACUUUAGUGUGUGACAUAGCAGAAAGGGCAUUACUAUGAGAAAAGGGAAGUUCUUGUCCUCUGCCUCUGCUUCGGUCCGUUUUCCCGGAGCCAGACCUGCCCUUUUAUGGAGCCAGUUCAUUUCCAGUUGCCCCUGGUAUUUUGGCAUAACUAAUGCAUUGUCAGUUCUUAGUGAAGUCUCAGAUAUAAAGGUAGUUACAGCGAAGACAGGUUCAGAACCACAGGGCACUGUUGACAGUGACCUGUCUCCACUCCAGCUGAGGUUCAGAAGCCUGCCGGGAACCUCUGGAGUCACUCUCACGUGACGGAUGUAAGAGCCAGCUCCCCAGACACUCGUGGUUUAGUGUGCUCCAGAGGUUCCCCUGGGGAGAGCAGGGAGACAGUGCACUGCUGCCUCUGGGGGCGAGUGAGGUCCCAGGCUGUCUGCCUGUGCUACUUGGUCAGGUCCUGUUGUGUCGCCUCAGCUCAAAUGCCGUGGAACAGCACAAACGGGAAGAGUCCAUUGUAUGUAUUUUUAAGUGAAUUCGUUCAUGCUUUAAAAAAAAGUUGCCUUUUCAAAGUAA